UGGCCAAGUUAACAUAAACAGAGGAUAUUAUAAAAAGAUACACAGUAUACAUUCUAAUUAUCAGCAAUUAACGAUAAUAGCAACGUGGUUGGUUGUUCGGAGAGUCAGGAAAGCAGAGAAAGAAAUCAAACUAAAAAAGCUACUUCUUUGACCACCCAACCAACCAGAAAGCCAGUACACUCACCCCUCUGCAGUUGUUGGCAAUGGCAGCAGCAACUUCAUCAUCAUCAUGGCUGCAUCCUGACAUGGUUGUUACAAUCACUCACCAAAUCUCAUUUCUUCUUACCGGGUUAUCGACAACACUUGGAACCCAGUUUUUAUUCUAUUCCGGUGCUGCCACGGGUGACAGUUAUUUAACACAACUGGCACAAUACACAGGCAUGGUAUUGGUGGGAUUAAUCAUCCCUAUCAUUCUAUCCCGGCAAAAGCAGCAAUAUACCAGCGUAGCAACAACCGAUGAUGCAGACGACGUAGCAAAUCGAAUCAGUAUGGAUGUUUUGGAUGAAGACGAAGAAAAGCCUGCGAGCCCAACUGAGACGACAAUGAAAGCGUCAAAAAUAUCAGACGGACCGAUUCCGCACAAGUCCGUCAUGAAGCUGGCCUUAUUAGAUGUAAUGGCCAAUUUCUCGGUCACUAUGGGGUUUGCAGCCAUUGGCUCAGGGAUGUAUCAGGUCAUCUAUUCCAGCGUGGUGAUCUGGUGCGCCAUUCUAACCUACUUUCUCAUGGGACGAACUUUAUCAAAGCUUCAAUGGUUCGCCAUUUUUGGAACCAGCGCAGGAUUAGCGCUCAGCUCGCUUGGAAGUUUCGAGACGCCUGACAAAAAUUCGUCAAGCGGUGCUAUGAGCUUGACGACAGGCACACUGUUGACGAUGGUCGGGACUUUCGGCUACUCAUGCAUGUAUGUGUACUCGGACCAUAUCUUAUCAAAGCAAAUACCAUCCCCCCUACCAGCCCGUGUGUGUUUCACCACAGGCAUCUACGCCACUGUUUUGGCUUUGGUUUGGAUUGCUGCCUAUACUCUGCCGCGUUUCGAUACCCUCAUUCAGAUACAACCGAGCGUGAGCAUUUCGUCAGUGUGGGGAAUGUACGCCCUUGUGGCCUUGUCCAACACUAUCCAUUCUUACAACUAUUACGAGCUGAUUGACAGAACGGGCAAUGUCGCAACAGGUAUAUUGCAAGGUCUUCGAGCAAUCUUGGUAUAUGGUAUUAGUCACGCUUGGUAUUGCAGCAUUGAUGCAGCUCAGUGCUUUACGGCAUACAAGGGCUGCGGAUCGAUUCUGGUGAUUGGAUGUGUGCUGUUAUUUACUGUUGGAGGUGGCGGUCGAAAAAAGAAAUAAACAUGGAGAUUAUUGUCAACCGCGUGACAAUCGAUAAAGUAGACAAAGAGAAAGAUGUGUUGUUGUUGUUGUUGUUGGGGGGGGAUGGGGGAUGGGGGAUAGGAAUGGAAGAGUGGAGAAGACAGGGCGUUGUGUAAAGAAAAAGGAAAUAGUAACAUCGUGGGAAUGACAGGCAUCCUGCAGAGAUAAUAGAAGGAGGGAGUGAAGGAGUAAUAAGCACCACAUCCAGGGUAAUAUCAUGUGUCUUGAAAACUAAUCUUUCGGAUCGAUAAAGCGUUUGCGUCGAACCCAAUUCGUCUUUGAUGCAAGAUAAAAAAGUAAAUCGCCGAUAGUAGCUGAUUAUAGGGCAGGGCGUGGGUGGGUGGGUGAAUGGGGCAGAGACAAACGACGACAGCACAAGAAGAAGCUGCGAGA
This is a messenger RNA of Zychaea mexicana, 1751 nucleotides long. RefSeq lists its product as uncharacterized. Gene Ontology annotation, cellular component: membrane. Lineage: Eukaryota; Fungi; Mucoromycota; Mucoromycetes; Mucorales; Lichtheimiaceae. Bases 204 to 1337 code for a protein of 377 amino acids. The record is from RefSeq and is a predicted model, not a curated record. The transcript is spliced from 7 exons.